CCUAACAUUGCCACCACCUAUAGUGCUGUGGGAUUUUCUGCAGUUAUGACCAAACAUGCUUUCAAGAGUGACGGAUCUGUAGUCCUUUACGACAAAAUCCUUACAAACAUACGCAGUGGCUAUGAUGCCACCACUGGAACAUUUACAGCACCUGUUGAAGGAACGUACGUUUUCCACUUCUAUGCACUGGCAUCUUUAAACAGCAUCAUAUGGAUUGAGCUGUUUCACAACAACCAAUACGUUGUGUCAUCAUACGGAUAUACCAAUGGGUCUUAUGCGAGUUCCGGUAAUACCGUAGUACUUCGACUUCAUAUAGCAGACACUGUAAAGAUCAAAACUAGGCGUGGAACUGAUGUAAAGCUGUAUGGGGCUUCUGGACAAUAUUACGCCUCCUUCUGUGGAGCCUUAUUGUCACCAUCCCUUCAUGAAGAGGGUUCAAAUACACAGCAUGAAAUAGCUUUCUCUGUCGGACUUUCCCAUUCGGAGUCUGCAGCUGAUAGUCCAAACGUAGUGUUCAAUAGAGUUUUCGUCAAUCUUGGACAAAACUUUAAUGUUAACACAGGAAUAUUUACUGCCACAGUACCUGGAAUCUACGCUUUUCAUUACCAUGCAACGGCUCAGAAAGGAAAGAGCAUUUGGAUGGAGCUAUACCGUAACUAUAUUUACGUCAACUCACUCUAUGGUUCCAUUAUCGGAGAUGUUGGGCCUGGAGGUAACUCCGCAGUUCUUGAGCUUGUUGCCGGAGAUACGGUGUAUCUGGAUAUUCAACAUCAUGGCUCUUUCCUCUAUGGAGAGAGAGAUCGUAUUUAUGCAACUUUUUCUGGUUAUCUUUUGUCAACUAUUGCUGUCAGUCAUCCAAUUAUUGGAUAG
This is a messenger RNA of Saccostrea cuccullata (small rock oyster), 870 nucleotides long. RefSeq names its product complement C1q tumor necrosis factor-related protein 4-like. The record is from RefSeq and is a predicted model, not a curated record. The transcript is spliced from 3 exons. Gene Ontology annotation, molecular function: protein binding. Bases 46 to 870 code for a protein of 274 amino acids. Lineage: Eukaryota; Metazoa; Mollusca; Bivalvia; Ostreida; Ostreidae.